Leopardus geoffroyi (Geoffroy's cat) is the source of this 5007-nucleotide messenger RNA. It is a transcript of the gene RNLS, whose product is annotated as renalase, FAD dependent amine oxidase. The record is from RefSeq and is a predicted model, not a curated record. Lineage: Eukaryota; Metazoa; Chordata; Mammalia; Carnivora; Felidae. Gene Ontology annotation, molecular function: oxidoreductase activity, acting on NAD(P)H. The coding region runs from base 228 to 1328 and encodes 366 amino acids. Gene Ontology annotation, cellular component: extracellular region. The transcript is spliced from 8 exons.
CGCGGGUGCUCAUCGUGGGCGCCGGGCUGACGGGCAGCCUGUGCGCGGCGCUGCUGAGGAAAGAGACGCCCCGGCCUGUGCACCUCACGGUGUGGGAAGAGGCCGGGGACUCAGAAUCCUUGUUUUCUCAGGAAACCUGAGUGCAAGAGUGAAAGCAUUCCUUGACUGAUGCAUCCUGACAUGUCAUUCGUUGUGUCGUUUUAUUUGAUCCAUUCAUCCGUUCUUUAAUGAAUCAUGGGAGUCCGUGCUCCCGGCUCCGAGCUGAACAACGCUUGCCGCCCCAUUCUUGUGCCCUCUUUGAGAAAGGGCCUCAGGGUGACCAAAUAGUCUCUGGACUGCUUUCUGACCAUGGGGGGAGAAUGGCUACGGCCCGGAGUCCUUGCAAUCCACAGAGCACCGUUGACUUGGGAGCCCAGUACAUCACCCGCACUCCCCAUUAUGCUAAAAAACACCAAAGUUUUUAUGAUGAACUGUUAGCUCACGGCAUUUUGAAACCUCUGACCUCUCCAAUUGAAGGGAUGAUAAUGAAAGAAGGAGACUGUAACUUUGUGGCACCUCAAGGGCUUUCUUCAAUCGUUAAGCAUUACCUGAAAGAAUCAGGUGCCGAGGUCUCCUUCCGACACCGUGUGACCCAGAUCAACCUGAGAAAUGACAAGUGGGAAGUGUCCAAGGAAACAGGUUCCCCUGAGCGGUUUGACAUCGUUGUCCUCACGAUGCCGGUUCCGCAGAUCCUGCAGCUCCGAGGUGACAUCGCAAACUUAAUUAGCGAAUGCCAAAGGCAGCAACUGGAGUCUGUGCGCUACUCUUCUCGCUACGCUCUGGGCCUCUUUUAUGAAGCUGGCACGAAGAUUGAUGUCCCUUGGGCUGGACAGUACAUCACCAGUAAUCCCUGCACACGCUUCAUCUCCAUCGAUAAUAGGAAACGCAAUAUAGAGUCAUCAGAAGUGGGACCUUCCCUGGUGGUUCACACCACUGUCCCAUUUGCAGUCACAUACCUGGAGCACAGCACUGAGGAUGUGCAGGAGCUAAUCUACCAGCAGCUGGAAAGCAUUUUGCCAGGUCUGCCUCAACCAGUUGUCACCAAAUGCCAGAAAUGGAGAUAUUCCCAGGUUGACUUGAAAAAGAAGACAGGGGAAUCAUCUUGUCGGUAUAAUUUGAAGCUAGAUACAUUACACAGUCAUUUGGCAAUUUAUAAAUACUCCUUUAAAAGAAACAAUAGUUUGCGAGUUUCUUCUUGUGAUUUCUGCAAAAUAAUAAACUUAAAAGAUGGGCUCAAACCACCUUAUGUCUUCAAAUUUAAUGCAUUAAUAGAAAUAGAUUUGUCCUAACCACAAAAUGACCUAUUCAAAGUUGUGCAAUAUCACAAAAUUUAAUAAAAAAUAUCUGAACACAAAGUACAUCCAAGCCGGAGCAAUGAUUUUUAUUACAAUUUGGAUGUUCUCUCUUGAAAUUGUCCCAGUGCGUUUACAGCUCUGUGUCAUGAAAUCUACAUUGGCUGCAGGGUCUAAAAGGGAGUGAGCUGUUUCAUUUAAACUUAGAAGCUUGCAUUUUCUACUCUUCUCCUGUCUACCCUUCUCCUAGUAGCCUGAGGGUACAAAGCAUAACAUUGUCAUUUGUGGCAGAAAUCUUGCCCAUAUUGUGAAAUAGACGAUAGGUAGAUAAGUAGGUAGGUAAGUAGAUGGAUGGAUAGAUAGAUAGAUAGAUAGAUAGAUAGAUAAUCUCCCAUACCACCUUAGAAAAAGGAAUAGGAAUGACAGGUCCAGAGAUAUAAUAGGAUUUAACUAGUUUUCAGUUAUUGUUCCCAAGGGAACAUUUCUCCAGUGCUUUUCAAAGGUCCGUCAUAACCUUUGAAAGCUGACAUCAAUGUAAGCACCUGUUAUUCCCUCACUGUCCCGGAACACCUGAGCUACCUUCAACAAGUUCAUGGAUGUAUGUGCAUGACUAUGGUCUACCACGUGCAUAAAUGGAAGGGGAGGAUUGUGUAGGGGCAGGGACAAAAAAGAAAGAGGAACAACCAACUUGUUUGGAAGUUCCCUUCAUUUCUGAGCAGCAGUGUAGUCCCCAUAAUGGGGAGAUCCCACCCCUAUUUUCUUCCAGCCUGGAUCCCACCCUGUUUCUUUUCUUCCUCUUCCUCUCCUGUUCCACCCCAAACAUCUCCUAUCCUUCACACUCUAGCCUCUUCCUUUUCUACCCCUUUCUGCCAAAUGAUAAAGCCCCUCAAACCCUCAUUUUACAAAACCCUAGAGAGACCACAGGAUGGGUGUCCCCUACACCAGGCAGCAGUGAGCGGUGUGGCUUCCCCAUCCUAGACCCCUCGGGAUUGGCUCUUUAGCUCCAUUCAUUUUAUCUUUUCCCUUUUUUCUCUUUCUUUGUGUCCCUGCACUGCAUCCUGCUACCCAGUGGCUGUGAAGGGGAGGGGCAAAGAGGGAAAGAGAGAGCAAUGAUGGGCACCCAGUGUGACAGCCCAGGAGCUGGGCCACUGCGAAAUGUGAUCCCAUUUAGUAUCGGGAGUAGUCUGAUGAGGUGGCUAGUUUUAGCCCACUAUAGCAAUGAGAAAACCAUGAAAUGACCUCCCUAAGGUCCCAUGACUAGUCAUGACAAAGGUAGUCUUCCCAGCCUCUCCGUCCUUCCCUGCUCUUCACGGACCUUCUGUACCAUAGGGCUGUGGCCACAAGCCUCCACAAGCUUAGUAGCUGGAAACGACAUAAAUUUAUUACCUUAAGUUCUGGAGGUCAGAAGUUCAAGACCAGUUUUGAAGUGUGGGCAGGCUGUUUUUCUCUCUGUGGUCUCUAGGAGAGGAUCCAUUUUCUUGCCUGUUGCAGUUUUUGCAAGUUGCCCGCAUUCCUUGGCUCGGAGCCCUUCCCGCACCUCCAGAGCCAGCAGCAGCCGGUCAAGUCCUUGUUGCGCGUCACUAUGGCCCUCGCUUUUGCCCCUACUCUUCCUUUGACGACCUUGUGAUUACUUUGGGCUCUCCUAGAUAAUCCAGGAAAAUCUCCCCAUCCGGGGUCCAAGUGAUUACCAACGUUUAUUCCAGCUGCAACCUUACUGCUCCCUCAGCAUUCACAGAGGCUGGGGAUUAGGAUGCGGCCAUCUUUGGUAGGGGCAGCAUGAUUUCUGUCUGCCACACCCUCUUUCCCCCAGACUCCCCUCGGUACGUUCCUUUAGGAGGCAGUACCUCCUAACCUCAUCAAACCUCUGGGGAGAGCAUCACCCUUUAGGGCUCAAGCCACUCCCAGGAAGUGGCUGCUCUCCCAUGCCCAGGGCUGCCUCUAAUGUGACUUGCCCACGGUGGCAGGGGGCAGUGAAAGAUGUCUGCUCAUUAUUCAUUUGGCUACUCAUUUGCUCAAUAAGCACUUAACAAAUGCCCUCAGCGUGCCUGGGACUCUGCUCAUAGAACCCUGCAGACGAGGAUUUGCUGGUGGCCUCCUAAGACACGAAGUUGAAUUUUUGGUCUUGAGUAAGAAAACGGUGCGUUCUUGUGGGCGCUGCUCUGCCGGGAGAAAAGAGGCGGAUGAAGGAGGAAGGCGUGUGUGAAAGACUUGGGAGCCACUCGGUGCCUCCCAUGUGGGUUCGAAUAACACGCUGGAAUAGGUGGUUUGAACAAACGUAGCGAAGCAAUGGCAGGUUUUCCUGGUUCUUAGUCUUCCCGUUGGUGCUCUUUGCCGUCCAUAAUUGAACUGUUUAUCCAGUUAGUAUAGCUUGAUGUCUAAGCUGGGAUGCAUUGUGUUAAGAUUUCUGUAACUGGUGCGAUUCAUUAGCCCUUUCAGGAGGAGAGUAAUAACUAAAAAUGGCUUCCGGCAUACCAGGAUGGGACGUGGUAAUCAGUUUGAGGACCCCGAAACUCACUCCUAUUUGCUGUGCCUUCCUUUGUUCUGGGGCUCAUCAUGAAGCCUUUCUCAAACUACAGGAAAUGUCUGAUUUGCUUGUGAGUAACUCUGCUUUUCCCCACAUUCUUUAGUCCCCCAAAAUACCAGUGGCCCUUUCCCCCACUUUAUUUGGCGCACCCAUGGAUUAUGUACUUCAAAAAAAAACAAAGCAAAGCAAAACAAAACAAAACACUGAAUGCGUUUUCAAAUACCAAGGAAAUCAAUCAGAAGAGGAAUUUAAGGGGAGGGGAAAGAGAAGAGGGAGGUGGUGAAUGAAUGAGUACAUCGGUAUCUUUGACAAAAUACACGGAUGCGUACGAGCCUCUUAAGCUUUUGCGGCACGAUUAUUAAUAAGGUAUCUUCUGUAGUUACAUUUCUUUACGUGGCCCUUUGCCCUGAGAUUAUGCCUUCUCUCUCCCCAGUGGCAGUCCAUUCAUAUUUUUUUAGAAGAAGCAUGAGUUCUUUAAGAACCUGAUAAAAGCUAUGAGCGUGGAGGUUCCCAUCAUUUCAAAAUAUACACGUACACAUGACCACAAAAAUUGCAUAUAAUUAUGAGGAUUUAUAAGCAACCCAAGGUCCUCCCUCGAGUCCAGCAUUAAGAGCACCUGCUAUAAAUGUUAUACUAGUAUGACCUGCAUAAAUCAAGAGCCCCUCAUGGCCUGGUCUUUUGUUGCGCUCAAAGAAACACCAUUCCGCAACCAAAAGAAAUUUAAAAUACGGGCAUACCUUGUUUUAUGGCACUUGGCUUUAGCGUGUCACAGAUACUGUGUUAUUUACAAAUUUAAGAUUUCUGGCAAUGCUGGGUCAAGCAAAUUUAUCAGCACUGGUUGUUUGUUUGUUUGUUUGUUUGUUUCCCGAUGAAAUUUCCUCACUUCGCGUCUCUGUGUCACAUUUUGGUAAUUCUCACAAUGUCUUCAACUUUUUCAUUAUUAUUAUAUUUAUUGUGGUGAUCUGUGCUCAGUGGUUAGGACUCACUGAGAGCUUAGAUGAUGGUUAACAUUUUGUACCAAUAAAAUGUGUUUAAAUUAAGGUAUGUACAUUCUUAAAGACAUGAUGCUAUUGCAUAAUUAACUGACUACAGUAUGGUAUAAACGUAACUUUCAUACGCGUGAAAAACCAAAAAGUCAUUUGACUUGCUUUA